ACAGGUAUGGCAAUGGCGACGUGGCAAGCGAAAAGAUAGAAAUUUUUGGAAAAUUCGUCCAAAAUAUUGUCGUUUUAGGAUUCAUGUGAAAUUCUUACUGACGUAAAGUUGUCAUGGGUUUAUGUAAAUGCCCCAAGAAGAAGGUUACCACCCAAUUUUGCUUCGAACAUCGCGUGAAUGUUUGUGAACACUGUCUUGUUUCAAGUCACCCCAGGUGUAUUGUGAAGUCAUAUCUACACUGGCUCCAGGACAGUGAUUAUAAUCCAGUCUGUACUUUGUGUAAUGGAAGUUUAGCUGAGGGAGAUGUUGUUCGAUUAAUUUGCUUUGAUGUAUUCCACUGGGCUUGUCUUAACAGUUAUGCUGCAAGCCUUCCAACAAACACUGCUCCAGCUGGUUACUCUUGUCCCAACUGCAAGUCAACAGUGUUUCCUCCCGAGAAUCAAAUUUCUCCUGUUGCUGACCAGUUGAGACAGAUGUUGGCCACUGCACCAUGGGCCCGUGUUGGUCUUGGGCUUCCUGUGGUACCUUCCACCAGCUCAACAAGCACCACAGCCUCUGAAAGUAUUGUGUCAAGACAUGAAGCUGAUAUUGUUGCUCAAAUGUCAGACAGUCAGAGAAUGGCACCCACUUAUGAAAAAAAAGACCAUACCCUAAACUCUACUUCACACACAGCUAGUCAGUCACCUCCAUACACCACCCCACUGAGUACUAAAACAGAACUGCGAUCAACCAGAGAUCAUCAUGUAGUAGAUGUGCGACAACAGAACACUAUGGUACCACCCCCACAGCAGUCUUAUGCACAUGGUGACAAGCCCAGCACAGUGUCAAGGAAGAUAUUCAACACGAAGGAGCCAGUAGACAGUAUCCCGUAUGAUCAUGAUGAAAAUAAAUACCAAAGGAGAGGUGCCAUCGAUUGGUUCACGAGAUGGUUUUGGUCUCGUCGACCCAAAAAGCCUGGACCUGAGGAUCCAAACGCCUCCUUAAAACGAACCACAGUAUUGCUGAUCCUGUUUGUUCUGGCCUUCACUACUGUUGUGGUGCUUUUUACACGAGUUGGACGGGGAAUGGCUGAUAAGGACCCGUUUCUUGACCCGAUGGCAAAUCCCAACAUAAGAGUUCAAGGUGGUAGGAUAAAAAGCGCAUAGGAUGCAACUCUCAUGUAAAAAUAAAUGGUCCUUAAUCGUGUUCUGUUUAAGAACAGAGAAGAAACGCAUGGUCUCUGCUCAAAGGACUCGUUAAUAACCGUAAAUUUAAGGCCGAGUUUUUAAACAAUUAGAAUGCGAAUGAUUUCAGUUUGAAAUGCGCAAGCUGGCGUCCUGUAGGCAAUAAAUUCUGAAGGUGCAUGUAUGUUGUACAUUUUUUACCCAUGUUUGCAACGUGGAGGUGUUCCCGGCUUCAUUUUGUGCGCGCACCGACUUCGAAGGCCGCUGUCGUCUCUGUCCUAGUCACUAGGAGGAGAGGUCCCAGGAUGUUAGGAAUUUACAUAUACCCAGAGAGGCUACCUUGUGUUACAUUCCCUCUUCUCGUCCACUCGUGACUCUCGAGUAGUAUCGGGUAGAACAAAUAAUAAAGUACUUCUUAGUUAGAGCAAAAAAUUAUGAGUGAAAAUAAAAUUAUUAAAGAUA
This is a messenger RNA of Pocillopora verrucosa, 1625 nucleotides long. Its product is annotated as zinc finger protein-like 1 homolog. NCBI's taxonomy places the organism in Eukaryota, Metazoa, Cnidaria, Anthozoa, Scleractinia, Pocilloporidae. Gene Ontology annotation, cellular component: Golgi apparatus. The record is from RefSeq and is a predicted model, not a curated record.